AUGGCAGGAAGCAGCUCGGACGAUACAGAGAUCCUCGUCCAUAUCACGGCACCAAGUCGGUCAGCCGAUGAUGCCCUCUACCGUCAACUUGCGCAGGCAUAUCUCGCAUUUAAGCCUCAGAAACGGACAGAGCUUUCUUUGAUAUCGUCGCAGGAGAGGGAGGAGCAAUGCGCCGCCACAACGCAGGAUGCAGGGGCACCUUCGCCCAGCCAGGCCCAGGCAGGAGCUUCGUUCGGACGUUCUUUUGAAAUCACUUCGCAGGAUAUGAGCUUUGAAGGAGCUGUGGAUAACCGUGCUUCACCACGUCUUCCUCAUACAACAGUGGCUCAGGAUAUGAUUCCUUCUUCGGAUGAUGUCGGGUUUGGGUCAGUCAACUCCUGGUGCGCGCCCCCGAGUCAGAUCAGCGACUCUUAUCCUAUGCCCGAUGCUGGUUUGUUAAGUGUUUCGCCGUCUCGGAUUCUUCAAAGCUAUAUCGGAUGGACUCAGUCUUCUCAAACCUCUCUUCCAUAUUCGUCACCAAUCGCUUAUACGCAAAGUGUCCCUGAUCCUGGGCGAGGCUUAAAUAUAACAUCUUCGCUACCUGUCCCCAGUCAGGAAGAGUCGCUGCCACUUGAGCCGCCCAGGUUCAUAGAAUCCGGAGAUGUUAUCCCAACAACACAGGAGCAUCAAGAAAUCAAUGUUCCCAUCCCAUCGGCCAAUACUGAAAUAGUAGCCUUUGAACAUCUAGCGCCAGAGAUCACGCAUGUGACAGCAACCGCGGUUAGUAACCGCUCACCACUUCGAUCGCCUCGUGCAGGAUCAGAGCCUCCUCCAGCAAAACGGUACAGGAUCAGUCAGAUGGAACAUGGCGACCUGGUUCGAAGCUCCAGCGAUACAGGCCCAGCACUCUCAGCAAGGAAUUCGCAGGCAGACCAAGUCAACAGCAGUCUAGAAAUUCGGCCACCGUCACCACCUGUUGGUGUCAAGGAUAUCAGUCCUGUAGAUCUGAUCCCAGAGAAGUUUGCAAAACUCGCGCACGACUUGGGGUCAAGAUACCGCCCCACGGUAAGAAGGGAUAUCGACCCUUUUGAAAGGGGCUACUGGCUACUUGACUGCAAAGAUUGGAGUGCAGAAGCUCGGUUUAAUGCCUGGGUAUUUCUUAACAACUAUCUCAAGAGUGGCUUAGCUGGCUGGGGUGCUUGGUGCCGUCGAGACCCAAGGCAUGACUGGAUUCGUUUAUACUGUUGGGGACAUGCUACAAAACACACAUACCUUCUUCUGUACCUUGCCAGUGGGAGGCAGGUCAAGAUAACUGGUGUAAAAUGGCACGACGCAGGUAGUGAGGUGGUUCUAGAAAUCCCGCCUUAUGAGAAGCAGGGAUGA
This is a messenger RNA of Fusarium coffeatum, 1362 nucleotides long. RefSeq lists its product as uncharacterized. Bases 1 to 1362 code for a protein of 453 amino acids. The transcript has a single exon. Lineage: Eukaryota; Fungi; Ascomycota; Sordariomycetes; Hypocreales; Nectriaceae. The record is from RefSeq and is a predicted model, not a curated record.